Messenger RNA from Esox lucius (northern pike), 1813 nucleotides. It is a transcript of the gene sdhaf4, whose product is annotated as succinate dehydrogenase complex assembly factor 4. The record is from RefSeq and is a predicted model, not a curated record. Gene Ontology annotation, cellular component: mitochondrion. The transcript has 3 exons. Gene Ontology annotation, biological process: mitochondrial respiratory chain complex II assembly. Lineage: Eukaryota; Metazoa; Chordata; Actinopteri; Esociformes; Esocidae. The coding region runs from base 127 to 429 and encodes 100 amino acids.
CGUUUCAAACGUCAUUAUAACUUGCCAUAAACACUAAAUAUCGGUGUUAUUUGAUUAAACACCAUAGAAGAACUUGUUUAUAAGUCUCUCUAAACACACCUGUCAGUGUAACUAAACUCAAGCAACAUGUCGCUACUACGUGUAUGUGCUUUUACAUCAAAACGUCUUAAUACCCAAUUGUUAUUUGUGGAUUUGUCUUUUGCAGGAUGCUUGCGGACAGCCAGUGGUGCAGCGAAGGACAAGGAGCCACUGCGCAAGGCCAAAACUCCCCAGGGACGUUUUGACAUGGAUGAUGAGAAGCCUAAAGAUCCUCUUCAAAAGUUCCCUGAUGAUGUAAACCCAGCCACUAAGGAGCAGGGGGGGCCUCGGGGCCCAGAGCCUACGCGGUACGGAGACUGGGAGAGGAAGGGCCGCUGUGUCGAUUUCUAGUUUUGUACAAUUUUACAGUUGUGAAUUAAAUUACAGAUGAGUUAUGUUCAUGUAUCUAGACUUCCAUUUAUUGAUCUAUUGAACAAAAACUCAGCAAAAAAAGAAACGUCCUCUCAUUUUCAACUGCUUUUAUUUCCAGCAAAUGCGGAAAUAUUUGUGUAAACAUAAAAAAAUUCAACAACUAAGACAUACACUGAACAAGUUUCACAGACAACAGAAAAUGAAUAAUGUGUCCCUGAACAAAGGUGGGGGUCAAAAUCAACAAUAACAGUCAUUAUCUGCUGUGGCCACAAGCUGCGUUAAGUACUGCAUCUCCUCAUGGACUGCACCAGAUUUGCCAGUUCUUGCUGUGAGACCGUGGUGCUUGCACGUUCCUGGACAUUUCUGUGGGGAAUGGCUAUAGCCCUCUCCCUCCCGAUCCAAUGAUCCAAUGGGAUUGAGAUCUGGGCUCAUUCGCUGGCCAUGGCAAAACACUGACUUUCCAUUCUUGCAGGAAAUCACCCACAGAACGAGCAGUAUGGCUGGUGGCAUUGUCAUGCUGGAGGGUCAUGUCUGUGCACGUAGGUGAUGGUUUUUGCCUGUGAUGUCUGCUAAGGACCUGCCUUACAACAGGCCUACAAGCCCUCAGUCCAGCCUCUCUGUCUGUUGCCGACCAUCUGAGCAGUGAUGGAGGGAUUGUGCCUUCCUGGUGUAAAUCAGGCAGUUAUUGUUGCCAUCCUGUACCUGUCUUACAGGUGUUAUAUUCGGAUGUACCAAUCCUGUGCAGGUGUUGUUACACGUGGUCUGCCAUUGCGAGGACGAUCAGCUGUCCGUCCGGUGUCCCUGCAGCGCUAUCUUCGGCGUCUCACAGUACGGACAUUGCAAUUUAUUGCCCUGGCCCCAUCCGCAGUCCUCAUGCCUCACUGCAUCUUUCUUUUGGUGAGUCAGUAGAGAGGUCUUUUUAAUUUGUAUAACUGCAACCUUAAUUGCUUACCGUCUGUAAGCUGUUAGUGUCUUAACGACCGUUCUGCAGGUGCAUGUUCAAUAAUUGUUUACAGUUCAUUGAAAAAGCAUGGAAAACAUUGUUUAAACCCUUUACAAUAAUGAUCUGUAAAGUUAUUUGGAUUUUUAGAAAAUUUUUCUUUAAAAUACAAUGUUCUGAAACGGGGACUUUUCUUUUUUUGCCGAGUUAUUUCGUCUUGAACAACAAUGUGAUAAUGAUUGCAUGUGAAAUUCAUAAUCAUGGAGUCUGUUGGACAGUCUCUUGUGUGUUAUGGUUCAUUACUCUGUUUGCACUUUAUUCUUUGAAAUAUAUUACAAUUAUUUUGAAGAGAAAUUAUUACAUAGUGAAUGGUUGUCAUGCAAGGUUAUGGCGUCCUAUAAAGAGAUUACUUUUUAAAAUCAA